AUGAUGUCCAUGAAGAAUAACACAGAAGUGACUGAAUUCAUCCUGUUAGGACUCACUGAUGCCCCAGAACUGCAGGUGCCUCUCUUCAUAGUGUUCACCCUCAUCUACCUCAUCACCCUGAUAGGGAACCUGGGCAUGGUCAUGUUGAUCCUGCUGGACUCCCGUCUCCACAUCCCCAUGUACUUUUUCCUCAGCAACCUCUCUCUGGUGGACUUUUGUUACUCCUCAACAGUCACUCCAAAGGUGAUAGCUGGGUUCCUUAGAGGUGACAAGCUCAUCUCCUACAAUGGAUGUGCUGCCCAGAUGUUCUUUUUUGCUGUUUUUGCCGCUACAGAAAACUUUCUCCUGGCUUCAAUGGCUUAUGACCGCUAUGUGGCAGUGUGCAAACCCCUACAUUACACUACCAUCAUGACAAGCAAUGUGUGUGCUCACCUGGCUAUAGGCUCUUAUGCCUUUGGCUUUCUGACUGCUGCUAUUCAAACCCGAAACACCUUUUCCCUCUCCUUUUGCAUGUCCAAUGUGGUGCAUCACUUUUUCGGUGACAUUCCAGCAGUCAUGAGUUUGAGUUGCUCCAAUAAAGACUUUAGUGAGCUGGUGCUGUUGCUUCUUUCAAGCGUUUAUAUCUUGUUUGCUGUUCUUAUAAUACUAAUUUCUUACCUGUUCAUAUUUAUUACCAUUUUAAAGAUGCACUCUGCCGUAGGAUACCAGAAGGCUCUUUCUACCUGUGCUUCUCACCUCAUCGCAGUUUCCAUAUUUUAUGGGACAGUCACUGUCAUGUAUGUACAGCCCAGUUCCAGUCACUCUAUGGACACAGCCAAAAUUGCAUCUGUGUUUUAUACUAUACUCAUCCCCAUGCUGAAUCCUGUGGUCUAUAGUCUGAGGAAUAAAGAAGUAAAGAAUGCUUUCACAAGGUUUUUCUCCAUUGAGGAU
Messenger RNA from Suncus etruscus (white-toothed pygmy shrew), 930 nucleotides. Its product is annotated as olfactory receptor 5B2-like. Gene Ontology annotation, cellular component: membrane. The annotation marks the transcript as partial. Gene Ontology annotation, molecular function: G protein-coupled receptor activity; odorant binding; olfactory receptor activity. Lineage: Eukaryota; Metazoa; Chordata; Mammalia; Eulipotyphla; Soricidae. The transcript is spliced from 2 exons. The record is from RefSeq and is a predicted model, not a curated record. Gene Ontology annotation, biological process: sensory perception of smell; G protein-coupled receptor signaling pathway.